UUCUCAGUUCGUCUAGAUUAUAGAUUCGAGCCCAAUUGUCUACUUUCUCGGAGGUUUUUGCAUAGUUGCGUAAACUGUCUUGAAUGGGAUGAACGGGGUACGCGCUUGGCAAGUGGGUCCGAUGAUUGUUGUCUGAUUAUCUGGGACCCUUUUGAACACAAGCAUGUUAUUGCUAUGAAUACAGGUCACGUGGGCAACAUAUUCUCAGUGAAGUUCAUGCCUAAUCUUAAUGAAUAUAUCCUUGUGACGGGAGCUGCUGACGCCAAAAUCCGCGUACAUGACAUCAGUCGCAUGGAAACGCGUCAUGUGUUCGCUUGUCAUACCAGUCGCGUCAAGCGUUUAGCUACCACACCUUCCGAACCGUUCUUAUUUUGGUCGGCCUCCGAAGACGGUACUGUGCGUCAGUUCGAUCUACGGGAAACCAAUCAGGUAGACAUUAACAAGAUCAUCAAGUGCCUGGUGCCUCUUAAACAAUCGAAUGGGCUAAUCCAAGUGACCAUUAUCUCGGGGUCCCUAUCCAGCGAGCCUAACAGGACCUAUGUGAGCCAGUCUCCUGGUCAGGGUUUUCAUACCCUCGUGCCAGAUCUUUCGUUUGACUACUCUUCACCCUUUUCCGACCACUCUCUGCCUCGGGAAACAUUCCUCGCUGUAGCAACCUAUUUGGUGAUGUGCGCAGCACAUGCCCCGAACAUUGUAAUCAAUGGAGGCCGACUACUUGUUCCAAUAAACGACAGCGACUACCUAGAACUCUGCGCCUGA
Echinostoma caproni is the source of this 759-nucleotide messenger RNA. Lineage: Eukaryota; Metazoa; Platyhelminthes; Trematoda; Plagiorchiida; Echinostomatidae. The record is from the annotation of a GenBank genome assembly.